Phascolarctos cinereus (koala) is the source of this 3302-nucleotide messenger RNA. It is a transcript of the gene MAP7D1, whose product is annotated as MAP7 domain containing 1. The record is from RefSeq and is a predicted model, not a curated record. Gene Ontology annotation, cellular component: microtubule cytoskeleton. NCBI's taxonomy places the organism in Eukaryota, Metazoa, Chordata, Mammalia, Diprotodontia, Phascolarctidae. Gene Ontology annotation, biological process: microtubule cytoskeleton organization.
AAAGGAAGCCAAGGCGGGAUGAGCCGUCCGAUCCCCCCAGAAGCCACGGGGGUGGGGGAAGCACCGAGCUCAGACCGGCGCCGCCUCCGCGGCUGAGAUCUCAAGGCGUUCCGCAGAGGAGCAGACCCCACCCCGCCGCUCAGUAGCCAUGGACAAGGGCCAGCACCAGGAGCCGGACCCCGGCGCCCCACAAGUUGAGGCAGCUGGGACCUCCGCAGACCCAAGGAUUUCCCCUGCAGGUGACCUCUCCCUACAAACUCCUGCUUUGGUUCCAGACACCCCUCCAAACACCCCACCAGCCACGAAGAACCCUCUAGGGAGUGCUCAGCCCCCAGCCUCCCCCUCCCCGGAGGCGGCAGCCUCUCUAGAACAGACAGUACCCCAGAAGGAGGACCCUCUCCUGACAGAAGAGAAAAGUGGGAAUCUUGCUCCACCACCCAGUGGCACUUCCCAGGAUGCUAAGUCGCCUGCCAGGAACAGCCAGCCAUCCCCAACUGCUGCUCCAGGCUCCACCAGCCCCAAUCCUAGACAAGAUGCCAAGAAAGCUGGAGAAAGACACAAGCUGGCAAAGGAGCGGAGAGAGGAGCGGGCCAAAUAUCUUGCGGCCAAAAAAGCCAUGUGGUUGGAGAAGGAGGAGAAGGCCAAAGUCCUUCGUGAGAAGCAGCUCCAGGAGCGGCGCCGACGGCUCGAGGAGCAGAGACUCAAAGCAGAGCAGAGGAGAGCAGCCCUGGAGGAGAGGCAGCGACAGAAGCUGGAGAAGAACAAGGAACGUUAUGAAGCUGCCAUCCAGAGGUCAGUAAAGAAGACGUGGGCAGAGAUCCGGCAGCAACGCUGGUCCUGGGCAGGAGCCCUGCAGCAGAAUUCCCCAGGACAUAAGAACAGUGGAAGCAGGUGCUCCAUGUCGGCAGUAAACCUGCCUAAACACGUGGACUCUAUAAUCAACAAGCGUCUCUCAAAAUCCUCUGCCACGCUCUGGAACUCCCCCAGUAGAAAUCGGAGCCUACAGCUGAGCCCUUGGGAGAGCAGCAUAGUGGACCGAUUGAUGACACCUACGCUAUCCUUCCUGGCCCGGAGUAGAAGUGCUGUCACCCUGCCAGGCAAUGGCAAGGACCAGGUGGUUCCCAUGUGCCCUCGCUCUGCCUCAGCCAGCCCCCUGACCCCCUGCAGCACUCCUAGGAGCCUCCACCGAUGUGCAGCUGCUGAGCGCAGGAAGACAACAGGUGGCAGCCCUGCCACCCCUCGACGUCGGCCUGAAGCCUCCCCAGCACAAAAGAAAAAGGACAAGAAGGAUAAAGACCGAGAGAAUGAGAAAGAGAAGAGUGCCCUGGCACGGGAGCGAAGCCUCAAGAAGCGCCAGUCUCUGCCUGCUCCUCGAACCCGCCUUUUACCCGCCACAGAACUCAGCCCCAAAUCGAAGACUCGACCCUCAUCUCCCUCCACGCCUCGGCACCGGCCAGCCUCCCCCUGCCCCAGUCCAGGCCCAGGACCUGGCCUGCCCCCCAAACCACCUUCCCCACGAGGCACCACAGCCACUGCCAAGGGGCGGGUCCGGAGAAAGGAGGAGACCCCAGAGAGCUCUGGCCAGGCUGGGAGAGAAGAGAAGAAUAAAGAAAAAGUCAGGGAGGAAGAGAAGCUGCCAGCUGCUGCAGCAUCACCAUCACCAACCACCCAGCAGCCAGCCAAGGAGCUGCCCAGAGCAGAGCCAGUGAGGGCUCCUGGGGAGCCACCCUCAGGUACUACCAUCCCAGCUUUGCCCCCAGCCCCAACUCCCCCUCCACCCUCUGGCAAACCCAUGGCUGGCACCACAGACCCAGAAGAGGCCACGCGGCUGCUGGCUGAGAAACGGCGCCAAGCCCGAGAGCAGCGAGAGCGGGAGGAGCAGGAGCGGCGGGAGCAGGAGGAACGAGACAAGAGACUGAGAGAGGAGCAGCUGGCCCGGGAGGCUGAGGCCAGGGCUGAGCGGGAGGCAGCAGCCCGGCGGCGAGAGGAGGAGAGGCAACAGCGGGAAGAGCAGGAGGCCCGGGAGAAGGCCCAGGCCGAGCUGGAGGAGCAGGAGAGGCUACAGAAGCAGAAGGAGGAGGCUGAAGCGAGGUCCCGGGAAGAGGCAGAGAGGCAGCGACUGGAACGGGAGAAACACUUUCAGCGCGAGGAGCAGGAGCGGCUAGAGAGAAAGAAGCGGCUAGAGGAGAUUAUGAAGAGGACUCGGAAAUCUGAGGCUGCUGAAUCCAAGAAGGUGGAUAGGAAGAUUCUCAAUGGGAAGGAGGCCAAAGCAGACCACUCCAGCCCAGAGCCUGAGAAGGUGUCUGAGCCUGAGAAGGUGUCUGAGCCCCUGGCCAAGGGCCUGGAAAAGGAGAUUCUGCCAAGAGAGGGACAGCCUCCUCAGGAGCCUCAGUGGAGCAUGCCGGCGAAAGAGGCAGGGCCACUGGUGAAUGGACUGCAACCAGCUGCUGUGCACCAAGAGAAUGGCUUCACCCCCAAGGGGACCCCUGGAGAAAAGGGGAGUCCCCUCAGUAGAACUGGGGAGUCUCUGCUGCCUUUUGCUGAGGCUGAGGCCUUCCUCAAGAAAACUGUGGUGCAGCCUCCCCAGGUCACAGAAGUUCUCUAAGGGCCUGCCCCCAGUUCCAGAGCACUGCACUAUGCCUCUGUCCUCAAGCCAGGGCAUCCCCAUGCCCCCCACCCCAGGCGUGCCACAGACCCUCCGGGGCUCUCCCCCUGGAAAAGGAAGAAGAGGAAGAAGGGAUCAAAAGACAAGAGAGCUGCUGGAGCUGGGGCCUGGGCUUGGGCGAGGAGUCAGGAUGGGAGGGGUGAUGGGGUCUCCCGGGUUCCCAGGGGUGUCCUGUGUGUUGUUUUUAAUCGGCACCUUAUAAGACUGACGGUGUCCCUGGCCUCAGCUGGAGCCAGGCCCUGCCUCCCACACCACUCCCUCUCUCACACAUCCUCACCUCCCUGCCGCUGACUGGGUCUCACUUGUAGUAUUUCACUUUUAUUCUUGGAAGUGACCUUCUGGGUACAAUGUCUGUGAAUAAUGUAUAUAGCAUGCCCCCCCUCACCCCUGGGCCUAUGGCCCCACUCCCCCCGGGGGCUGGGCCGGGCCAGCCCAGGGCUCCACAGGGGUUUUUCUCUAUUUAAGGGUAACAAAAGGGCCUCCCCCAGGCUCUUACAAUGAGGGAGUAGUCCCAAGAGGGGUGGAAUGGGGAUAUUGGGAACUCAGGGGAGCCUGUACCCACACCCGCCCCCACCUCAGUGUCAGUGUUACAGCAUAUGAACAAACUUAUCCGGAAAUAAAGCCAGAUUCCUGCCAA